This is a messenger RNA of Labeo rohita (rohu), 1314 nucleotides long. It is a transcript of the gene cutc, whose product is annotated as cutC copper transporter homolog (E. coli). The record is from RefSeq and is a predicted model, not a curated record. The transcript is spliced from 10 exons. Bases 245 to 1000 code for a protein of 251 amino acids. Gene Ontology annotation, molecular function: copper ion binding. Lineage: Eukaryota; Metazoa; Chordata; Actinopteri; Cypriniformes; Cyprinidae.
AGUCCGCGGGUUAAAUCGAGCUGCCACCUCCCCUCAUCAAUAAACGAUUUCGAAGGAGGAGGAAGCAGUGGGGAAAAGGCGAUGUUGGUUAGCAGUUGUGCUGGUUUUGUUUCGCAGACCUGGCAACCUUGACUCUGAAACACUUCCGGCGGUGGACGUGCAAGCGAGGUUCCUUCCACUGACUGUUCUGAGCAAUUCCGUGUGCAGACCAAAGCCCCAAAACUACAGUAUUCCAGCGAGUACAAUGUCAGACGGUUUCCUGAUGGAGGUAUGUGUGGACUCAGUUGAGUCAGCCAUAAACGCAGAAAGGGGAGGUGCUGCUCGUAUCGAGUUGUGCUCUAACCUACUGGAGGGAGGACUGACACCCAGCACAGGUCUGUUGCAGGUGGUCAAAGAGAAUGUGCGCAUCCCGGUGUAUGUUAUGAUCCGGCCCCGCGCUGGGGACUUCCUGUACUCAGACUGGGAGGUGGAGGUGAUGAAGAGGGACAUUGAACAGAUGAAGAUUCACAGAGCAGAUGGGCUGGUGUUUGGAGCGCUGACAGAAGACGGACGUGUGGAUACUGAGCUCUGCAUGGAACUACUGGCGGCUAGUCGACCUUUACCAGUUACAUUUCACAGAGCUUUUGAUAUGGUCCACGAUCCAAUGGUUGCGUUAGAAGCUCUGAUCUCGCUGGACUUUGAGAGGAUUUUGACCAGUGGUUGUGACAGCACUGCACUGGAAGGUUUGCCUGUAAUUAAACGAUUGGUGGAACAGGCAAAAGGCAGAAUAGUAAUAAUGCCAGGAGGUGGAAUCACCGAGAGGAACCUUCAGAGGAUUUUAGAAGGUUCAGGAUCUCAGGAGUUCCACUGUUCUGCUCGCUCCAGCAAGGACUCCACCAUGAAAUUUAGGAAUUCUAAUGUGAGUAUGGGAGGCUCUCUGUCCGUACCAGAAUAUGCCGUAAAAGUGGCUGACGUGACUAAAGUACGUACACUGAACGCCAUUGCCAAGAACAUACUCUAGGAUACGUGGAGCGUCCUUCAUUUAUAUCUACAGAAAUCAAUAAGACAUGUACAGCAGCACAAAAGGGACAAUCUUGUAAUUUCUCAGUAUGUAUAUUCAUGUGAAUGUGCUCUUUAACAAUUUACAGUGAAGUUGGAGCAAAAUUAAAAACGAAAUGUCAAAAUCAACAGCACAGUUUUGUUUAGCUUUUGACAUUUUGCAGGUGUGAAGUAAAAUUCUCCCGAUCUCUUGAUCCAUGGCAUAUGUUCAUACCACUUCUUUUGUUAUUCUCUGUUUGAUUAAAUAAAAAUAAUAAUAAUAAUAAUAAAAAUGCC